UAUUUAUUAAGUGCAUUACCGUUUUAAAACUGCCGCAAAAAAUUAGGCGGGAACAUAUAAUAAACAUGAUACAAACUCACAAGAAUUGAGUAUAAAGAACGUUAGAUGAAUAUUAAAAUAUUUGGUAAUUGUGAAUGUUUAAAAUUAAAUAUUAAGAAUGGAUUCUGAAUUUCCUGACCCUGAUGAAGAAUUUGAUUUAGUCCAUGAGGAUGAAUAUGAACUUUUAAAAGAGAUAGAAGAGCUUGAAGAAAAGAAACUAGCAGAAUCUAAAAGAAAUAAAGCUGUACAGGAAACAUCUUCACAGAAAAAUGAAUCAAAUACUUCCAUAACUAAUGUGUCCAAAGAAUUAAAUACUCCAAUACCUAAUAAUACGCAAGGAAAUUUGUGUACACCUAGUACCAGUAAAAUUAUUGAAUGCAAUAGCAAUGCUGAAAUUGACAAUACAAAAAAACGGUGUUAUGAUGAAAUUUUUGGUGACAUUUCAGAUAUAUUUGAAACAAAUGAGUUUGGUGGCUUUGAAGAACCAAAAGAAAAGAAACCACGAUGGGAUGAACCUCAGGAUGUAAUUAAAGCAGUAUUAGAUGCUAGAGAAAAAUUUCAUGAAUUUAGUAGAGGAGUUUCUGGGAAAAAAAAUCAUAUUAAAGAUACAAGAGAAUCUAUAUCUCUGAGAGUUCCUCGCUGGAAUUUCAUAGCUGUAACUAGACCACAUGAUGCACAGCGUAUAUAUGUCAGAAUAAAAAGUGAUGAAAAGAACAUAAUUAAAAGAAAUAACACUUCUAUUUCCAAUUUAUUAUCAGUACCAUACAGCCAACUUAAAGCUGAAGCUGAAGAAAUUAUCAUAGAAAAUGUUAAACGUGCCAGUUGUGAAAAUUCCGAAAUUUCUGUCAUUGAAACUAAUGAAAAUGAUGAAUUGUGGGUUGAUAAGUACAGACCUAGAAGCUAUAUAGAAUUACUUUCAGAUGAAAGUGUGAACAGACAUUUGUUACACUGGAUAAAACUUUGGGAUAAAGUGGUUUUUAAUCGAAAUUAUGUUCCAAGCAAAAAGGAAAAAUUACAGUCUACAUUUGGGAAUAGAAAAUUUAUUAAAAAUGAAGUUUUUGAAGAAGUAGAUAGUAAUGGUUUCCCUAUUCGGAGAGUAGUACUGCUUACUGGACCACCUGGAUUAGGGAAAACUACUUUAGCUCAUUUAGCAGCUAAACAUGCCGGCUAUAAUGUUGUAGAAAUUAAUGCAAGUGAUGAAAGAAGUCCAGAUGCUUUUAGACAAGUUCUUCUUGCAUCAACACAGAUGAAAGCUGUAAUGGGAAAUGAUCCUCGGCCGAAUUGUCUAGUUUUAGAUGAGAUUGAUGGAGCGCCGGCCGCAUCAAUCGAUCUUUUAAUUAAGUUUGUACAAGGUAAAUUAACUACAAAAAGUAAAAAAGAUAAAACAAAAAGUAAUAAAAAAUCAAAUAUUUGUCAUCGUCCUGUAAUAUGCAUUUGUAAUGAACCAUACACACCUUCAUUAAGAGCUCUUAGAGCAAUUGCUCUUAUUAUACCUGUACCAGAAGUAAGUCUUGCAAGACUAGCAGAUAGAUUAAUGAAAAUAUCGCAAAGAGAACAGUUAAAAGUAAAUCCACAUGCUCUUAUGAAAUUAGUGGAAAUAUCUGGUUGUGACAUUAGAUCAUGUUUAGGAGCACUACAAUACAUGGGUGGUAUUCGUUUAGGAGAUAAUUUAUCUUUUGCAUUAAAAGACAGUCGAAAGGGACUGUUUGAUUCAUGGAAACAAAUAUUAACAAUACCUGUGAACAAAAAUGGAAUACUUCCGAUUUCAGAAAGAGUACGUCUUGUAUUAAAAACUGUACAACAAGGAGAAACAGAAAAACUAGCACAAGGCAUAUUUCAUAAUUAUCCAGAAGUUUGUAAUGAUAAGUUGAAUUACAUAUCUACAUGUUUACAAUGGUUUCAAUUUUAUGAUGAAAUUUGUUCAUUCGUUGGACAUCUUCAAAAUUGGUCUAUUAUGCCUUAUACAAAUUAUGCAUUUGUUACUUGGCAUUUAUAUUUUUCCAAAGCAAGGACUGCUAGAUUAUCUUAUCCUUCGAUCGUUUAUGAAGUGCAACAAAAAAGGGAGAAAAGUAUAGGAAUUCUAACAAGUGUUCAUCGUAGUAGUGGUUGCGACAGUACAGUGUUAGCUGUCGAUAUUGCCCCCUUUUUACCCGAUUUGUUGUCUCCACGAUUACGAACAAUAUCUGGACACUUACAUUCGAAUAAAGAAAAAGAUGAUAUUGCUCGAAUAGUAAAUGUUCUACUUAAAUUUGGUCUUUCAUUCACACAAGAAAGAAGUCUUGAUGGAACUUACAACUACAAGCUAGAUCCCAAUAUUUUUGAAAUUGCUAUUUUUCCUGGAUGUAAACAACAUCGUUCACUUGCAUAUUCAGUCAAGCAGAUAAUUGUACAGGAGUUGGAUGCUGAACGAUUACGUCGAACAGCAAAUGCAAUAAAAGUUAUAACGAAUUCUACUCAAAAUGAAAACAAGAAUAUUUCAGAGCAGAAUGUUACUACAAAACCUGUAGGAUCAAAAGUCGCUAUAGAUGAACAAACGAAAACAAAAGAAAUCGUAUAUAAGGAUUUCUUUGGAAGAGUCAUUAAAGUAAAUCCAGAUAAACAAAAAACGACGAACGCUAUCCUAAUGGAAAAGUAUCCUAUAUGGUAUAAAUAUAAACAAGGUUAUAGCAAUGCUGUCCGCCGAUUCGUAAAAAUGAAAGAUUUCCUCUGAAUUAUAUGUAUAAUGUAUAAAUGAACAAAAAAAUUUUGAUAUAAAAAGAUGGUGGUAUUACUACGACAGUCCCUAGAAAAAUCUCCAGAAACCAUUUUUCACCUGUUUAUUUUCGUUCCUGCUGAACAAAUUACAAAGAAAUUUAAAGGACGUGUUCAGGAGGCCCU
Molecule: messenger RNA, 2916 nt
Organism: Osmia bicornis bicornis
Lineage: Eukaryota; Metazoa; Arthropoda; Insecta; Hymenoptera; Megachilidae
Gene: cutlet
Product: chromosome transmission fidelity protein 18 homolog
Exons: 11
Coding region: 158-2749 (863 amino acids)
Molecular function (GO): ATP binding; ATP hydrolysis activity
Source: RefSeq, a predicted model, not a curated record